Prorocentrum cordatum is the source of this 1094-nucleotide messenger RNA. NCBI's taxonomy places the organism in Eukaryota, Dinophyceae, Prorocentrales, Prorocentraceae. The record is from the annotation of a GenBank genome assembly.
GCGGCUCAAGUUUCCUGACGCUGGCUGAGUGUAACCUUCACGCUCAGCUACACCUACCUGCCCAGCCCGAGGUUUGUGAUGUCCGAGGCCAUGGAGCUGGAAAUCCACGACGCCCCCGCGUGGCUGUUCCCACUGGGCAAGCGCAAGGGCGAGGGCGAUGGCGGACAGGCCUCGAAGACGUUGGUCGUCGCGACUGGGGGUGCGGGAGGGGGCCGUGGAAGCGGCGACGGGCACGGUCGAGGUCACACGGACGCGACGGACGGCAUCGACAUGGCGACCUUCAAGUGGGUGGCGCGCCAGACCUUGGCCAACUCCCGAGCCAUCGCCGAUCUCGAGGCCAACGUAAACGACACCUUUCUUCUGGCCGAGGAGACGUGGCUGGCCAAGGCAGGCCUGCUAGCGAACGCGCAGUACACCAAGGCCGCCGCCGACCUCAAAGCCAAGGCCGCCUCAGACCCGCAGGUCGACACCUCGAGCCUCGGCCCGCCGUUCUUGGUCGUCUUCUUUCUCGUGAUGUCGGAGAUCCGCAAGCAGGCCGCGACGGGGAUUCACAAGGAGGAGGUGGAGGCGUUCUGGCAGACGCACAUCAAGGACAAGACGCCCGCCGAGCUCGCCAUGAUGGUCCGCACGAUGUCGUUCCAGCAGCCCCGGGGCGAGAAGAGCAAGCGCAUGGAGAAGAUGGUCAAGCUGCGCCUUCACAUCCUCACGGACACGGAGGGCGGUCGCAAGCUCAGCACCCUGAUCUACCGCACGCUGUGCGAGCUGAACGCGCAGAAGCUGGUCGGGUCCGCGCCGCGGAGCCAGGGCGAGAGGGCAAUCCAGAAGUGGCUUUCACGUUCGAAGUAGUGGACUGGAACGGCGAGAUCAUGAACUCCACAUCGCCGAUACCCCAGUUGUUGAGUGGCUCCUGUGAUUCGGCUGGUGAAUCUAUGGCUGCAUCAUCUGGUGGUAUGGCAACAUCCACUUCGCAGUUGCCUACGAUACCUCCGUUUUUGAAUGGCUCUGAUUCGGUACGUGAAUCUGUGGCUGUGCUUUCUGGUGGUAUUCCAACACCCUCUUCGCAGUUGCCUACGAUACCUCAAAGUUUGAAUGGC